GAGUAGGAAGUGAGUGCACACUGGGAAUUUCUGCUUGCCAACAAAGCCAGUGGCACUGUGCACCAGCUGUGGUCACUCAUACCAUGCCAGGGUCUGCUGCCAGCCCUGCACUAAACUGAUGCCAACUUUCUAUGAACAGCCAAUCAGUUCGCCCCUUUAUCCCUCAGUGAAUAAGGGAAAAUGGGCAAUAAGGGAUCAAUCGCUUUCCUACCUGAGAACGUCACAGACACUCAUGCAAACAGCACAGGUAUAUCCAGUGUAUGGAAUGACUCGCAUCAGGCUCAAAUUUUGGGCAUCAUUUUGUCAAUUCUUGGCAGCUUCUUGAUCAGCAUCUCCCUUAAUCUGCAGAAAUACACGCAUAUUCGCUUAGCUAUGAAGCAAGAUCCUUUACCUUAUUACAAGAGCAAGUUAUGGUGGUGCGGAGUCCUGCUAAUGGGCAUUGGUGAACUGGGAAACUUUGCUGCUUAUGGUUUUGCCCCAGCUACACUUAUUGCUCCUCUAGGUUGUGUCGCAGUUAUCGGAAGUGCAGCAAUCUCGGUUUUGUUCUUGAAGGAAUCAUUAAGGGCAUCCGAUGUAAUAGGUGGGACUUUGGCAGUCACUGGAACGUAUCUUCUGGUGACCUUUUCUCCGAAUGUAUCUCAAGAUAUUACAGCACUGAAAGUAGAGCGAUUUGUAGUGAGCUGGCAGUUCUUGGUAUAUUUGGUCCUUGAAGUAAUCAUAUUCUGUGUCCUGCUGUACUUGUACAAGAGGAGAGGAGUGAAUCAUAUUGUGGUUUUGCUACUUCUGGUAGCUAUGCUGGCUUCGGUAGCAGUGAUUUCAGUAAAAGCUGUGGCUGGUAUGAUUACAAUGACCUUCAAGGGGGAUAUGCAGCUUACUUACGCCAUCUUCUACGUCAUGGCCGUUGCAAUGGUCGCCUCAUGUGUCUUUCAGGUCAAGUUUUUGAACCAGGCAAUGCAACUUUACAAUGCAACUGAAGUGGUGCCAAUUAACUAUGUAUUUUUCACGACCAGCGCCAUACUUGCGGGAAUAAUUUUUUACCAGGAAUUUCGGGAUGCGGGCUUAUUGAAUAUAUUCAUGUUUAUUUUUGGGUGCCUUUUGUCUUUCCUUGGGGUCUUUUUAAUUGCUAGAAACCAAGAGAAAUCUACUUUCCAAGAACCUUAUAUCAACUUUGGAGAAAUUCCUGCCUGUCAUUGCCAAUAGGGGAUGUGCUGCCUGCACAAGGGAGUGAAUUCUCGAUGAAGAAAGGGAUGGAAACAGUGGACAAAAUCCAGCCAAACGCCAACAGCAUUACAUAUGGGACGCUGCUUAAUGAGUGACUGACAUGGCAGCCGGCGCAAAAGAUGAAAGUCAAAGAAAAGGGGUCAUGAAGUAGCAGUGUUUAUUUAUUGCCCGAAAUUCUCAGCGCUGUGUUGUGUCUGUGUUUUCUGUUCACUUUUUUUUUUUUUUUUAUAUAUAUAUAUAUGUUUUAUGCAAGGAAACUUGUUA
This is a messenger RNA of Hyla sarda, 1485 nucleotides long. RefSeq names its product NIPA like domain containing 2 (gene NIPAL2). Gene Ontology annotation, cellular component: membrane. The transcript has 12 exons. Gene Ontology annotation, molecular function: magnesium ion transmembrane transporter activity. Gene Ontology annotation, biological process: magnesium ion transport. The record is from RefSeq and is a predicted model, not a curated record. Bases 181 to 1200 code for a protein of 339 amino acids. Lineage: Eukaryota; Metazoa; Chordata; Amphibia; Anura; Hylidae.